AAGUUUACAACUGCAGAGUAACACAAUACGUUCAAACAGACUACUGCGAGAACAUGUGUGGUCUAUCUGCAGUGAAAUCUGGGCUAAAUAUGCUGUUUCAGGCGGGAAAACCAACCUGACAUUCGCGUUUUAUUAAAGUUACACCUAUGGUUGUCCUUAUGGAUGGUUCUGCUUCUUGGAAUGGCGAAGUCAAAAGCAACUCCGUCGAUCGUAGCUGUAAAGACGAGUGCGGAAAAAUCGACCGUAGCUCGUUAGAUAUACCUUCGUCAAUUCCAAGCUCUUGCAUAUACCGCUACAAUGACUUUAUAUGUUCCAAAAUCGCUGAUGGAUUUUAUGGAGAUGUAUAUAAGGUUCAGCACCGCGAAACAGGGGAAUUUAUGGUUUUGAAAAUGAACAAACCCGACGUGGAAAAAGAUGAUUGUACGAUGCUGGAUGAAAUCAAGUUAAUGAGUCAUCUCUCCCACGAGAAUGUCAUCAGAUUUCUUGGAAUUUGCGUCGAUGAUAAUAGAGUACAUCUUCUCUGCGAGUUUGUCAAUGGAGGUGACCUCGAAGGACUUUUACUAAAGCAUUCAGUUCAUCUUGAAUGGUCGACAAGGCUGUACCUUGCAAGAGAUAUCGCUGAAGGAAUGAGUUACCUCCACGAUAAUAAUGUUAUACACAGGGACUUAACAUCAAAGAAUUGCUUGAUAAAAGAGAGGAAAGGAUGGAGAUACGCUAUCGUUGCAGAUUUGGGAUUAGCAACUGACAUAAAGGAACAGUCAAUUGUUGGUUCUCCGUACAACAUGGCUCCAGAGCUUUUACGUGGCGAGCCUUAUGAUGACAAGGCUGAUGUGUUUUCCUAUGGAAUUAUUUUAUGUGAAAUAAUUGGACGGGUACAAGCGGACCCUGAUGAAUUGCCUCGGACUCAUUCUUUUGGUUUGGAUGUGGAGAAGUUCCAGUUGAUGACCGGAGAUUGUCCAUACGAGUUUCUUCAGACAGCUCUCUGGUGUUGCCAGAUGUGUCCCAGAUCCAGGCCGAAAUUCGCAGUAACAGCUAAACACUUAGAAUUUAUUCUUGAGGGAUACACUAAACGACCCGAACUUAACAAAGCGAUCGAGACGAGUCCAUCAACGGAGGAAAUAAAAUAUGAAAACGAAACUGCAGCUGUGGCAGACCAUGAAAUUUCGCCAGAAUCUUCACCUCCGGCCAUCAUCGUAAGCACCGACGAAAUAUCACCGGUGGCGAUUCGGUCGAACGAGAGGCGCCGACAGUCGUGGAUCGCCGGCCGAUAUAAACUGUUCAACACAGGUACCGAUGAUUUGUUGAAAAACACUCCGGGUAAAUUGAAGAGUUUCUUUCAUCGGGUCCUUCGUCUACAGACUCAUUACGACCCUUCGAAGCAGAAAAAAAGCAAAGAGAACUCCAAAAGUAGAUCUGCUUCCCAGUUGAAAAGCUUCAGUGUGAUGAACUCUGAUGACGAAAAUGUCCCUAAUCUUGAACAAGCAAGCUCCCCGAAUACAGAUGCGAGGAGGUGUCUUCGAUUGGGGAGCUCAGAACAGGAUAAGUCGUGCGAAUUGGGAUAUCAAGAAGAUUCCUUAGACGGAGUAUUUUCCCCUCUGAGUCCCUGUUCGGAAAGUGCUAUUUUUGUAACUUCGCCGUCAAGUCGACCGUUGUCUCCGAAGAUGCCCGAGGCCCCUCAGUCCCCUCCGAAUCUACAGAAUCCCGCUGAGUGCGACACAACUUUGUCCAAACUGUAUGUUAAGCCGAGAAGCGAGUCAACACCGUUGUUUCACGAAUCCAGGUCGGAGCCGAUAUCGAGACACUCAGCUUCCCACAGGGAUUGCCAAGUGAGCAAUGUCGAUCAAACAUCGUUCGUUACGCAAGGUGACGUAUCGGGGAAGAUAAAAGACAAAAAGUCGCCCUUCUGGUUUCUUAAAAGAAAGGGGAGCAAAUUCAAAGAUACGGAGUAGGGAAGCGUAGAAUUAUCCAAAGAAUUUCCGUAGUGAGUGGUCAGUAGUGAAUCCGCCCGCCAACCAUUUCGUAAGUCGAAGUUAAGUUAACUUUUCCAGAGGAAUUGGAGGCUUGUGUGAGAAGGAGCAAUUUUUCAAUUGAGUGUUAAAAGUGGCCCAGGCUUUCGUAGGGUUUUUUAGAGCCUACUCUGUGAUUGGCCUAGAAGCCUUGCGCCACCCUCUCUCAACCAAUCAGAUUCAAAGCUAAUACCAAUUGCGACCUUGUAUCUCGUUUGUUCCCGUGGUUAAGGUGAUUCCUCAAAGAAAAAGUUCCCAAACAAUUUUUCCUACUUGUACCCUACCAAUGUCUGUUUCGAGAAAAUACAAUCAAAGAGAUAUGUCACCGUGCUUGUUUAAAGAGAGAUGAUGGGCCAAUCUUACCUUAUUUAGGCCUGGCUAAUCACGCGCGUCAUUUCAUCGGUUCACGUUACAGUUUGCGGUGGCAGGAAGCAAGGGUUUUUAAAGUAACUUGAAAAAUUACUUGUUAGGUAGAAAGUCUCGAGCGUAUGGAACAAUUUGAUGUAUAAUUUGUGGGAAAAUCUCGCAAUUUUAAGUGACAUCGAAAAGUUCCUCGAGUCGUUGCAUUCAAGGUCAUAAUAUGCAUCCUCGAAUAACGGGGUUCGUGCGCGCUUUUAGCUAUAUCUUUUUUUUUCCCUUCAAUUAUUUUUUUAAUUUCUCAAAUUUUGUACACCAAAAUUAUUCGAUAAAAAUAUGGGUUACCGUGCAUGUUCAAGAGCUAAAGACCAUUGGACCUCUUUACCGGUCCAUGAUUUAAAAACAACACCUUGUUCACGGAAUGCGCGCGCUUAUUUGCCUGGUUACGGGAUUUUUAUGCGCGGUACAGGAUGCGCAAUACUGAGGAAUCACCUUAAGACUUCACUUUUAUUUAUUUUGAGAUUUCAUUGGUGCGUUGUGUUUCUUACCUCUGUUCUGAUUGGCGGUCGUGAUUUCCCUACUCUUGGUCUUUUAACACUCAAUCGUUGGGCGCUCUGAUUUCUCGUAAGCUUUUCUCUCUCCAUUCUGCCUUGUGGAGCGAUCUUUGCUGAUGUCCUUUUAUGUACUAAAUUAAGAAUGAAGAGUAGGCAUCAAACAAAUUCCGCCAAGAACAUCUCAUGAAGACUGAAAAUUUUUGUUGAAAUUUUUUUUUUUUGUCAAAAAUUGUUUAGCUGUUCUUGUGAAAAGCAGCAUCAGCAAAGGUCGCACAAUUGUAACGUUAAAAAUGCCAUAAAACCAAAAACUUCCAAAAAAUAUUUGUUACCCCGUCACGGCCUUAAAAUACCUUGCUAUAAAAAUGGCUGUUUUGUUUAAGAAUGGCAAUGCAACACAUAACUGUUUUUGUUUUUCAACUUUUUUGGGGGGUUAUUGUGAUAUAUUUUUUUAAACCCGUUCUAACUUAAGAUAAGAAAGCCAACCUCUAUGUUAAUGAUAUUAUUUUGUCAUCGGUUUGUACAUUAUAACAUUUUUCAGCACAAGGUUGAUUUGUAUAUGCGUACAAUUUCAUUCAGGUGGAAAAUAACAUAACAAAGGCGAUCGUUAAGUUCGAUACAGAAAUUUUUUAAUUUGGUGUCGAAGUUAAUCAGCUAUUGCAUUGGUAUUCACUUUUAUUCUCUCUGUGGUUGGUCCAACCAAUCCCACUUGGUCGCCCGCGUUUUCCCGCGUAUAUCACGCAAACAGUAAUUCGUCUUCACUUCUACACAAAAACGUUGAGACAUCACUUAAAAUAGUAAGUUUAAAAGUUCUAUUUUAAAUAGAAAAAGGGAACUUGGGAAAUAAUGGAUUUAUUAAUUUUUUGCGAACGUGGCAAUGUUUGGUAGCCAGACAUUUUUGGACAACAGAAACGUAAUCUAAGUGAUAGGUAAAAUGCAAAUUUCUUCUUCACCUAUUUUCAUAAGAUAAUUCACAUUUGUGUUCACAAUUUGUUUUCGUCGUAAGCGUGUCCUGAUAUUCACAGAGGAGAUGGCUUUGUAAUAGGGAGUACCUUUCAUUUAUUAUAUCAUGCAUCGCAAGUAAAUUGUGAUUUUCGUUUCACAUCAUGUCAUUAUGAUAGAAUUUCAAGUAUAUUUGAGCCGAUAAAGGUGAAAUUAUAAGAUGUACAGUUAUAUGUGUUAAACGCUAUGUCAGUUCAAAGUUGAAAUAUUUGUAAUUUGAAAAGAAUGAGAAUUUUAAUGAUUGUGAAGUUAUAUAAUUUAUUUACGAGAAUGAUAUCGGUUGCCUAAGUUUAGGGCUGUUCGGUUUAUCCAAGAAUAAUUUAACACUGUCAGAAAAAACAGAGAUUAAUUAAAUAUUUAUAGUUCACCGUUAA
This is a messenger RNA of Stylophora pistillata, 4290 nucleotides long. RefSeq lists its product as uncharacterized. The record is from RefSeq and is a predicted model, not a curated record. Gene Ontology annotation, cellular component: cytoplasm; nucleus. Gene Ontology annotation, molecular function: protein serine/threonine kinase activity; ATP binding. Gene Ontology annotation, biological process: actin cytoskeleton organization; protein phosphorylation. Lineage: Eukaryota; Metazoa; Cnidaria; Anthozoa; Scleractinia; Pocilloporidae.